AUGUUUCAAUGUCGACUCCGUGUCGGUGUCUGGUUGCAUGUACGGACGUACGCAACCAAGCAAGCAAACAAGGAUUUCCACAAUCGCGCUUUUCACGAAUACGCUGACCAUGGCACCUCUUAUGUUGCCGAUUUGACGUUUGAAUCGUUACUAGCUUCAUGGCCGAAUCACACAUGGUCCAGCCACCGUCCUUGUCACAAUUGA
This is a messenger RNA of Ustilaginoidea virens, 204 nucleotides long. RefSeq lists its product as uncharacterized. The record is from RefSeq and is a predicted model, not a curated record. The coding region runs from base 1 to 204 and encodes 67 amino acids. Lineage: Eukaryota; Fungi; Ascomycota; Sordariomycetes; Hypocreales; Clavicipitaceae. The transcript has 2 exons.